AUGUCUGGUCCAAACGGCCGCCCCUCCAUCGUGGGCCAGAAUACAGGCCCCGAGGCACCAUACCCCUUGACCAUGGAGGGCAAAGUUAUAUCUGGCUUUGGCCGUGGAUCAAAAGAGCUUGGCAUCCCGACAGCCAACCUGCCCGUCGAUGAGAAAGCCACCCCCUGGAUCGCAGACGCCAAGUCGGGUGUCUACUUUGGCUACGCCUCGCUGCUCACCCCAGCGGCCACCGACUUUAAAGUCUACCCCAUGGUCAUGUCCAUCGGCUACAAUCCCUUCUACAAGAACACCGUGCGCUCGGCCGAGGUGCACAUCCUGCACUCGUUCGAACAGGACUUUUACGACGCGCAUAUGCGCUUGCUCAUCACGGGCUUCAUUCGCGAGGAGAAGGACUACAAGAGCCUCGAGGCCUUGGUCGAGGACAUCAACUUUGACUGCACAGUGACGAAGAACUCCCUGGAUAGGCAGGGCUGGCGCCCAAAGGGUGUGGAGGUUGUGGAUGGAAAGGGAGCUGACGGGGAUCUAGACGUUGCGUGGCUCGUUAAGCCGUUAUAG
Messenger RNA from Emericellopsis atlantica, 555 nucleotides. Its product is annotated as riboflavin kinase. Gene Ontology annotation, biological process: FMN biosynthetic process; riboflavin biosynthetic process. Gene Ontology annotation, cellular component: mitochondrion. Bases 1 to 555 code for a protein of 184 amino acids. The record is from RefSeq and is a predicted model, not a curated record. Gene Ontology annotation, molecular function: riboflavin kinase activity. The transcript is spliced from 2 exons. Lineage: Eukaryota; Fungi; Ascomycota; Sordariomycetes; Hypocreales; Bionectriaceae.